AUGAUGAUGGACCUUUUUGAAACUGGCUCCUAUUUCUUCUACUUGGAUGGGGAAAAUGUUACCCUGCAGCAGUUAGAAGUGGCAGAGGGCUCUCCUUUGUAUCCAGGGAGUGAUGGUACCCUGUCCCCCUGCCAGGACCAAAUGCCCCCGGAAGCUGGGAGCGACAGCAGCGGAGAGGAACACGUCCUGGCGCCCCCAGGCCUGCAGCCUCCCCACUGCCCCGGCCAAUGUCUGAUUUGGGCUUGCAAGACCUGCAAGAGAAAAUCUGCCCCCACCGACCGGCGGAAAGCCGCCACCUUGCGCGAGAGGAGGCGGCUAAAGAAAAUCAACGAGGCCUUCGAGGCACUGAAGCGGCGAACUGUGGCCAACCCCAACCAGAGGCUGCCCAAGGUGGAGAUCCUGCGGAGCGCCAUCAGCUACAUUGAACGGCUGCAGGACCUGCUGCACCGGCUGGAUCAACAGGAGAGAAUGCAGGAGCUAGGGGCAGACCCCUUCAGCUACAGACCCAAGCAGGAGAACCUUGAGGGUGCGGAUUUCCUGCGCACCUGCAGCUCCCAGUGGCCAAGUGUUUCGGAUCAUUCCAGGGGGCUCGUGAUAACUGCCAAGGAAGGAGGGGGAAGCAUUGAUUCGUCGGCCUCCAGUAGCCUUCGAUGCCUUUCUUCCAUCGUGGACAGUAUUUCCUCGGAGGAACGCAAACUCUCCUGCGUGGAGGAGGUGGUGGAGAAGUAACUCGGGGCCGGUGCUGGGGACAUUCUCCACGCAGCAAGAUCCCACCCUCCCUCCUUUGCCUAAUCCUUUAGAUUAGGUCACAUUACAUUAAUAUUUAG
This is a messenger RNA of Diceros bicornis minor, 827 nucleotides long. It is a transcript of the gene MYF6, whose product is annotated as myogenic factor 6. Bases 1 to 729 code for a protein of 242 amino acids. NCBI's taxonomy places the organism in Eukaryota, Metazoa, Chordata, Mammalia, Perissodactyla, Rhinocerotidae. The transcript has 3 exons. Gene Ontology annotation, molecular function: RNA polymerase II cis-regulatory region sequence-specific DNA binding; protein dimerization activity; DNA-binding transcription factor activity, RNA polymerase II-specific. Gene Ontology annotation, biological process: muscle organ development; positive regulation of myoblast differentiation; regulation of transcription by RNA polymerase II. The record is from RefSeq and is a predicted model, not a curated record.